Aspergillus steynii IBT 23096 is the source of this 999-nucleotide messenger RNA. RefSeq names its product proteasome core particle subunit alpha 4 (gene pre6). The transcript is spliced from 5 exons. Lineage: Eukaryota; Fungi; Ascomycota; Eurotiomycetes; Eurotiales; Aspergillaceae. Gene Ontology annotation, biological process: ubiquitin-dependent protein catabolic process. The record is from RefSeq and is a predicted model, not a curated record. Gene Ontology annotation, cellular component: proteasome core complex; nucleus; proteasome core complex, alpha-subunit complex. Bases 134 to 928 code for a protein of 264 amino acids.
CCUCUGCCCGCCUACCUCCCAUUACCAUCCCAUACAUCUCUUGACCUGAUUCCUUCCUGUCUUAUUCUUUCAUUCUACCGUGUCCGUUUUCUUCUAAUCUCUAUUCUCCCACCGAUUGACCCCCCUCGCCAUAAUGUCCGGAUACGACCGUGCUCUUUCAGUGUUUAGUCCAGACGGACACGUCUUCCAGGUUGAAUAUGCCAUGGAGGCUGUGAAACGAGGAACCUGCGCCGUCGGCGUCAAAGGCAGCGACAUCGUCGUGCUGGGCUGCGAGAAGCGCUCGGCCCUCAAGCUCCAAGACACCCGCAUCACGCCGUCCAAGAUCGCCGUCGUCGACAACCACGCCGUGCUGGCCUUCGCCGGCCUGAACGCCGACGCCCGCAUCCUCAUCGACAAGGCCCGUCUCGAGGCCCAGUCUCACCGCCUCACCGUCGAAGACCCCGUCAGCAUCGAAUACAUCACCAAGUACAUUGCCAGCGUCCAGCAGCGGUACACGCAGAGCGGAGGUGUCCGGCCCUUCGGCAUCAGUACGUUGGUCGUCGGCUUCGAUCCGAAUGAUGAUGUCCCGCGCUUGUAUCAGACUGAGCCGUCGGGGAUUUAUUCCGCUUGGAAAGCCAACGCCAUCGGCCGCUCGAGCAAAACCGUCCGCGAGUUCCUCGAACGCAACCACCAAGAAGACAUGGACCGCGAGGCCACCAUCCAACUGACCAUCAAGUCGCUGCUGGAGGUCGUGCAGACCGGCGCCAAGAACAUCGAGGUGGCGAUCAUGUCGCCCGGCCGGACGAUCGAGAUGCUCCCCGAGGACCAGAUCGAGGCGUACGUCAAGAGCAUAGAGACCGAGAAGCAGGAGGAGGCCGCCAAGAAGAAGACCGGUCGCGGGGGCACUACGACGGCGGCCAUCUUGACGAGGGGUGAGGCGAGCCAGUAAUCUUUCAGUCGAGUCUUGAUUGAUUGAUUGGUUGGAGGGGUUGAGUAAUUAGGUAGAUGAGAUAGUUACUA